AUGAAGACUUGUCUUCUUCUCGGCUCUCUCGGGCUGCUGUCCAAAGCAGCUGCGGCAAACACUCCCGUCGCAAAGCCCUUCACAGUCAAUCUUUCUUCACGGGUGCCUCAUAUGCUUGAUCUUAUCCAGAGGACUGUUCUUCCUGCAGCAGAGCUCCCAGCCGCCAAUGCAAACCUGAAUAUGAGCCAGACAACGGGAAUCCCGCUUUCUACGCUCAAGAGCCUGCAGAAGGAAUGGUUGACUAGCUUCAACUGGACAAAGGAACAAGAACAGAUCAACACAUACAACCACUUAACGGUCCAAAUCGGAGCUCAAAAUGUCCACUUCAUCCAUGAAAAUUCCAAGGAUCCCAACGCCAUCCCCCUCAUCCUGCUUCACGGCUGGCCCGGCUCGUUCCUGGAAAUGACACACCUAGUCGACCAGCUCAAGAGCAACUCCAGCCAGCCAUUCCACAUCGUGGUGCCCUCCCUCCCCGGCUUCGGCUUCUCCUCGCCCGCGCCCAGCGGCUGGGAAAUCUCCGACACGGUAACCUUGUUCAACACGCUCAUGACGCAGGUGCUGGGAUACAAGACGUAUGCCGUGCACGGAACGGACUGGGGUAGCGGCGUGGCGUUUGACAUGUAUGAUCAGUUCAACACGACGGUGAAAGCGGUGCACUUUGCGUUUCUGCCCUUCUUUUCGCAGACGCCGGAGCAGUUGGCGGCGCAGGGCAUUGCGCUUGCGGCGGACGAGAUUGAGCUGGAAGAUAGGGCCAUGGACUUUGAGAACUCGGGCACGGGAUACUAUAUUGAGCAGACAACGACGGCAUGUCACCUGUCAUUUCCCUCUCUCCGUCAUGCAGGGUCCGACCCACGACGAGGCACCGGCCCGUCCUUGAUGACGGACAAUGAGCUUCUCAGGCAUGUGUCUCUGUACUACCUGACGCAGACGUUCGACUCGGCCGCCUUUGUUUACGCCCAGAAUCCCGACGGCUUCUCGCACACGUACCGAACCGCCAGGAGCGAGCAGCCUCUGCUGUACACCAACUUUCGGUACAACAUUCUGUUUUACCCGGAGAAGCUGGUGGCGACGAUUGGCAACCUGGUCUACUACAACAGUGAGUCCAACUACCCGGAGACAGACGAAGUCGAGUUUGGCGGCCACUUCCCCGGCGUGGACAACCCGGCAGCGCUGGCCAGCGACAUUCGACUCAUUGGAAAAUACUUUAAGCCGUAA
Molecule: messenger RNA, 1215 nt
Organism: Trichoderma aggressivum f. europaeum
Lineage: Eukaryota; Fungi; Ascomycota; Sordariomycetes; Hypocreales; Hypocreaceae
Exons: 4
Coding region: 1-1215 (404 amino acids)
Biological process (GO): epoxide metabolic process
Molecular function (GO): epoxide hydrolase activity
Source: RefSeq, a predicted model, not a curated record